Arachis ipaensis is the source of this 1208-nucleotide messenger RNA. NCBI's taxonomy places the organism in Eukaryota, Viridiplantae, Streptophyta, Magnoliopsida, Fabales, Fabaceae. The record is from RefSeq and is a predicted model, not a curated record.
AAUCUAUCUUAAAAACCUAAAAGCUAACUUUAAAUUAAAUAAAUUUCUAAACUCACUCAAUGCAAGAAUCUUCCUCAGAAAGUCUCUUCACAUAAUGCCUUCCACCUGAAUAAACCUCUCGUCCACAACCAUCAUUGCAUCUCUCAUUCACCCACCCCAACAACAACAAACCACUCCAUGCCCUUGUAGAUUUAUAACACUCACCACCUAAACAACAUCACAACAACCAACCACCUCAGGACCUGGGACCGAAACCACCUUGCCGAACCGUCAACAACAAUGGAGGCCGAAUUGAGAAAAUUCACCUACUUCGUCAUCACCAAAGGAAGGAACCCGGGAGUCUUCACUUCCUUCGACGAGGCCAGUGCUCAGGUUGCGGACUAUCCAAACGCCUAAUACCAGGCAUUCAACUGUCAGGCCCUAGCACUUGGUUCCUACACGGCGCGAUUAAAGGCGCUCGAAAAAGAGAAACAGGCCCUAGAUGAGAUGACGCUGCAAAUGGGGCUACCGGAUGAGUCUCCACCAAAAAGCCCUGCGACCGUCGUCACCGAAAACGGUCGUCGAGCCCCUCUUUCUCGGUGGGUUAAUUGCAUCCCACCUACCGAGGUUGCCUCCGCUGCCUAUGCCGUCAACCUCAGCAUGGAAGAUUUGCUAUACAAGGUUUGCUACAACGCCUCCUUGCCACCUCCAUCCUACUUCCGUACUGAGCUAGGUCUCCGUGACACAGGAGUCGUCUAUGCUUUUCUCGGUCGUUCUCCCUUGGAACCCCUUGGGAGCCGACGUCCACGCCAAGGGUAGGUUCAGCCCUCUCGAGAUGGAUGCUAAGGAAGAUGCUGCUUACAACAUGCUUCAAAAGGUCCUCCACACCACGGGUCAGGAAAUAAGGGACUUCAACUACUUGAAAGCAAAGAUGUUACAGAUGGCCAACAAUGAACUUUCUGAAGAGGUUGAACGCCUUCAGGAGAAGACUCGUCUCCACGGCUACGACAGCAGCCUGGAGAACGUAUCGCCAUAGUACUCUUCCCCACCCCCUCUAUAUCCAAUUGACCUGCAUUCUACAGAUCAAUCAUCACAUCAUUAGGAAGACUUUUAAAUAGUAACGUUGCCGGAAAUAUAUUUCUAUAUUCCAUGCUCAUGUCGAUAAUUGUUGUGUUAAUCUUGCAUGAUCAAUCCAACUUAUCUAUUCCACUGUCUUAUGAAUGAAUUCC